Messenger RNA from Drosophila suzukii, 5283 nucleotides. NCBI's taxonomy places the organism in Eukaryota, Metazoa, Arthropoda, Insecta, Diptera, Drosophilidae. The record is from RefSeq and is a predicted model, not a curated record.
UGUUAAGAUUAACACUUGUGUAAAUCCUUGUUUUCAAGAGAAUUUGAUUGAGUUAAAUCCUUUUUGGCCUUGCCACAAGGUUAAAACUCACGUGGGCCGACUUUGUGGCAACGCCACGCCUACUAUUUGCAAAUAAGGUCUUAAUCAAUACAACUACACACACAGUUGAUAAAGAAAAACAACCGAAAACACUAAAACUUUCGCCCACAAAAAUCAAAAUUUUCAGUGACCAAGGAGGAGUUGCACGGUAGUAUCCACAGAUCCCAAUCCAGAGCAGCGACAUGGGAGUCCCGAAGUUCUUCCGCUACAUCAGCGAGCGUUAUCCUUGCCUCAGUGAGUUGGCGCGGGAGCACAGCAUACCCGAGUUCGACAACCUGUACCUGGACAUGAACGGCAUCGUGCACAACUGCUCGCAUCCGGAUGACAACAACAUACACUUUCACCUGGAGGAGCAGCAGAUAUUCCAGGACAUCUUCAACUAUGUGGACAAGCUGUUCUACCUGAUCAAGCCGCAGCGUCUCUUCUUCUUGGCCGUCGACGGGGUGGCACCGCGGGCCAAAAUGAACCAGCAGCGGAGCAGGAGAUUCCGAUCGGCCCGCGAGGCGGAGCAACUGGAGGCAAAGGCGGCGCAGCGGGGCGAGCGGCGGGAGCACGAGCGCUUCGAUAGCAACUGCAUCACCCCGGGCACCGAGUUCAUGGUGCGGCUGCAGGACGGGCUGCGCGCCUUCCUCAAGACGAAGAUCUCCACGGACCCGCUGUGGCAGCGGUGCAGCGUAAUCCUCAGCGGCCAGGAGACGCCCGGUGAGGGCGAGCACAAGAUCAUGGACUACAUUCGGUACAUGAAGGCCCAGCCGGACUUUGACCCCAAUACGCGCCACUGCCUGUACGGCCUGGACGCCGAUCUGAUCAUCCUGGGCCUCUGCACCCACGAACUGCACUUCGUGGUGCUGCGCGAGGAGGUCAAGUUCGGGCGGAACGUGAAGCGCGCCUCGGUGGAGGAGACGCGCUUUUUCUUGCUGCACCUGGGCCUGCUGCGCGAGUACUUGGAGCUCGAGUUCGACGCUCUCAGUACGCCCGAGCGGAAGUUGGACGUGGCGCAGCUUAUUGACGAUUGGGUUCUGAUGGGCUUCAUGGUCGGUAACGACUUUAUACCCCAUCUGCCGUGUCUCCACAUCUCCUCCAAUGCCCUACCGCUGCUCUACCGCACUUACAUCAGCAUUUACCCGGCCCUCGGCGGUAACAUCAACGAAAACGGCAAGCUAAACCUGCGCCGCCUGCAGAUCUUCAUGUCGGCCCUCACCGAGGUGGAACUAGAGCAGUUCAAGGAGCACGCCGACGAUCUGAAGUACAUGAAUGCCAAGACGGAGGCCUUCGACAUCGAUGUGGCCCAGAUCACGGCCAACGAGAACUACGAUUCGGACCUGGGAGCCCUCAUCAGUGAGAGCAUGAAGCUCUACGAGGACGACAGCGAGGAGGACUGGAGCAACGAGGAAGCGAUGCUGACGAACGAGUUUAAGAAUUACAAGCGUAACUACUACCGCAACAAGUUCAAGAGGGAGGCGCAGGGCCAGCUGCUCGAGGAGUUGGGCCACCACUACGUCAACGCGCUGCAGUGGGUCCUCGACUACUACUACCGCGGCGUGCAGUCCUGGGAUUGGUACUACCCCUUUCACUACGCGCCGUUUAUCAGUGACCUCAAGAACAUCGAGCAGGUCCAGAUAGACUUCCAGCUGGGGACGCCCUUCCUUCCAUUCCAGCAGCUCUUGGCGGUGCUACCGGCGGCCAGUUGCAAGCUACUCCCACUCGCCUACCAUGACCUCAUGCUGCUGCCCAGCAGUCCGCUGGCCGAGUUCUAUCCGCUGGACUUCGAGAGCGACCUCAACGGCAAGAAGCACGACUGGGAGGCUGUGGUGCUGAUACCCUUCAUAGACGAGCGGCGGCUGCUAGCUGCGAUGCGUCCCUGCGAGGUGCUGCUCUCAGAGGCGGAGCGCGAGCGUAACCGCCACGGUCCCAUGUACAUCUACAGGCACAGUUCAGAGUCGCAGGGUCCCAUGGCCCCGCAACCGCCGCUGCGGGGGCUGGCGAACCUCUUCUGCACCGAGGUGGCCAAGUGGUCGCGCGAGAUCGCCCUCAACCUGCCGCACAGCGUGUGCGUGGAGCUGCCCAAUGCGGCGCGGCACGUUUUCUUCCCGGGCUUUCCCACCAUGCAGCAUCUGCCCUUCGACUUUGAGCUUCGCCACGAUCGCGUCAAGGUUUUCGAGCAGGUGAGCCGCAACCAGAACAUGGUCCUUAAGCCGCGCAAACGGCAACUGGAGGACAGCCUGGAGGCGGUGGCCGGGCAGUAUCUGGAGCAGGUGGUGCACAUCGGUUGGCCGCAUCUCAUCAAGGCGAAGGUGGUGCGCGUCGCCACGCGAGAUCAGCGGGUCGACGAGGAGGGACUCUCGGCAAAUGAGUCGCGCCGCUUUGACUCGGAGUGCAAGACGCUGCAGGAACACUUUACCACGCGCAUGGGCAUCCAGUUUCACAACUACGACGUGCUCGUCUACGUGCGCACCUACGCCGGCAGCUCCACGGAGUUUGGGGCCAAGGGAACGCUAAAGGUCCGCGAUGCGUGGAGCAGCGCUAUCACCGGCUAUCCCGCCCAGGGUGUGGUGGCCGAACUGGCCGUGAAGGAGAGCAUGCGAAAGCAGUUCAGCAAGGUUGAGGACUUCUUUCCCGCCGGCAGCCCGAUUUUCUUCAUCGGCAAUCCGUAUUACGGCAGCGAGGGCACUGUCAUGGAUCCCCUGCUCGCCUACAGCUGCGGCCGCAUCCAGGUCAACAUCCGUGUGCGUCCGGAACCGGAUGUCCAGGAGGCACGCGCCUUGCAGGAAAAUCGCGAUCGGGACUUGUUAAACACCUACGAGGUCUGCCACUUACUGAACAUCAACGGGCGGGCCUUGGGUCGCCUUACCGGCACAGUGUGGGUGGUUCUCGGUCCUCGGCGGGAGAAGAUGGAGAACGUGGCCAAGCACAACAUUGGCCUGCAGCUCAAGUACCCGCGACAAAACGAGGAGCGUGCCGGCUACUGCUGCCGGUCGGGCAACCAGUGGUUCUACUCCAGCCUUGCCCUGGAACUGAUGCGGGACUAUUGUCAGCGUUACCCGGACGUAGUCGCCUUCUUUGGAGUCAGCAACGAUCGCGGCGAGUACGUCUUUGAACAGGAUGUUUUCCCGGAUGCCAUUGGCCAGCACCGCGUUGAGGAUCUAGCCAACUGGGUGCGCCAGCAGCCACACAUGAAGGUGGAGCGGAUCUCGUGCGGCUCCAAAACAGUCUGCCGCGAGACGGUGGAGCUGCUGAUGGCCGCCGUCGACGAGCUGCGCUCGCUGCCCGUCAAGGACGUUAAGCUGCAGGUUAAGCCGCAUUUGCUCAUCAAGCCCAAUGUCACGCUGCCGGAAGUCUACCGAUCGCGGCGGCCGGUGCGACUUUUCGACCGCGUCAUUAUCGUCCGCACCAUAUACAUGGUGCCGGUGGGGAUCAAGGGCACGGUGAUCGGCAUCCACCCCGUCACCGAUCCCAAUCCGGUCCGCCUGGAAUGCGUCCAUGCCGUGGACACCUUCUGCGAGGUGCUGUUCGACAAGCCCGUUCCGAAUUGCAACGACAUCCACGGCAUCGCCCAAGAUCGGGUCUACAAGGUGCCUGAGAACGCCAUGGUGGUCAUCUUCACGAACGAACAAACACAGAAGACAAACGACAAGGCUCAGUCGACGAGGACUCCCCAGCAGAACGACAACAACGUCCGAACGAACCCUCGCGAUCUACAACAGGCGAGCAGCAGCCGUUAUGUGACCGCAGCAGGAUCGAAUUGGGUACCCAUCACGAUGAAGACAGAGGUUUCCGACGAGUUCGUGAAGACCAGAGGCGACGCGAAGGGCAAACCGGAGUGGUCCAGGUCAGGCCAGCCGCAGUCGCAGGCGCAGCCGAUGGCGGAGCAGAAGAUUUCCAACUGGCGGGAUCGGGCUAGUGCCCCAACGACCAACCCUCAGCCGGCGGCAGAAAGUUGGCGGCAGAAUUCCUCACGCCAGCAGGGCGGCAGUUCCUCCGUGGCUCCGGCCCAGGCGCCUCGCACUGCAGCUCCGGCUGCCACGGUGACUCCGCAGGAUCAGACACUGGCGCUCAUGUCAUUGCUGGGCUUGAAGAAGGAGCGGGAGGCGACGCAAUCUCUGGAGUCGACGCAGCAGCAGCCACAGCCACGUCCACCGCCACUGCAGCAGGCUCCAACUCCCGGGCAAAUGCCUAACUUGCCCAAGCCACCACUCUUCUGGCAGCAGGAGGCGCAGAAGCAACAGCAGAGCGAUCGCAUCAAGAGCCAGCAGUGGUACAGAAGCGCCCAGGCGGGAGCUGAUCUUGGGCAGCCGCCACCCAUAGCUGGUGCCCAGAUGAGGCAGCCACUGCUGCAGCAGCAUGCCAGCGUACCCCACUCUGGAUUCAACAAUGGAAAUCAGCAGCGAUCCAACCACAACAUGGCUGCGCAGAGUGUUUUCAACAACAACCAUGUGCGCAUGCAGCAGACCAAUCCCUACCAGACGUACCAGCCGCACCAUACGCCGGAUCUACCGCCAUUCCAGCAGCUGAAGGAUAUCCACAAUGUGGUUUCGCCUCGAUACUCCUCGAUACAGGACUUUGUGCCCAUACAGGCGUAUCGUCCGAGGAAAUCGAAGCGUACCCAGCCAAUCGGUGGUCGCCAGGAGCCAGAUGCUCAAUCGUUGAACGACACCACGGACACAACUUCUAGUUCUAGUCUUCCGGACAAGUCACCGAGUGAUCAAGCUGUCGAGCUAAUGCAAACGCUUAAUAUUCAGCAGCCGUCGGUAUCACAGUCCGAAUCGAAUGCUGUCCCAGCAGCUGGAACGGUUGAAUCCGGAUCAUCUCAGGCAACCAGGCCAAGGAAACAACGAGUACCCCGGAUUGGGGCCAAAUUUGAUUUGGAAUAUAUAAUGCAUUGAGAUGAUGAUAAUACAAAUAUUGCUCCACGAAGGACGGGGUCUACUCAAUGAAUUGCUCGUCUAUAAGAUCCCAUUGCUUGAAAUUUGAAAACUCUGUAUUCCUAAGUUUAAAACCCACCUAACGCUAAGCAAAAAGUUGUUUAGAACCAUCCAAUUUUCAUUUCCUAGUCUGUGCAAGGCAUUCGAAGAAGCCGCAUCCAAUGGACUGUAUUUCCCACAAAAAUUGUUGAUUAUAUUAAUACUGAAAUGAGACUGACUCAUAUUUUUUUUCUCUUAAAAUAAACUCGACUUUUUCCUGAUA